This is a messenger RNA of Penicillium longicatenatum, 1422 nucleotides long. Its product is annotated as glycoside hydrolase family 76 protein. NCBI's taxonomy places the organism in Eukaryota, Fungi, Ascomycota, Eurotiomycetes, Eurotiales, Aspergillaceae. Gene Ontology annotation, biological process: fungal-type cell wall biogenesis; carbohydrate catabolic process. Gene Ontology annotation, molecular function: mannan endo-1,6-alpha-mannosidase activity. The transcript is spliced from 3 exons. The record is from RefSeq and is a predicted model, not a curated record. The coding region runs from base 1 to 1422 and encodes 473 amino acids.
AUGGUUCCAAGGCUUUUCUCAACAGUAUGGCCCCUGCCAUUCAUCGUGCUAUCAUGUUUGAAUCCUCUGGUUGCCGGUGCAGGAGUAGCCCUUGAUAUUGAUAGCGAAGACUCAAUUAGAUCAGCUGCCAGCACUGUCGCUUAUGAUCUCGUCAGCUUUUACACAGGCAAUAAUACCGGCGAUGUACCGGGAAACCUUCCAGAUCCCUAUUAUUGGUGGGAAGCGGGCGCCUUCUUCGGGGCUCUGAUCAACUACUGGGCUUUCACCGGGGAUUCUACUUACAACAAUAUCACCGUUCAAGCAAUGGAGCACCAGGCCGGCGAUAAGGGGGAUUUCAUGCCAAACAACCAGACCUACACCGAGGGAAACGACGACCAGUGCUUUUGGGCACUCAGCGCAAUGAUGGCUGCCGAACGGAACUUUACAAACCCGAGUUCCUCAUACCCGGGCUGGCUGGCUAUGGUUCAGGCCGUGUUCAAUGAACAGGCUAACCGCUGGGAUACAGCGAGCUGUAAUGGAGGUCUGCGUUGGCAAAUUUACACCUGGAAUGCUGGAUACAAUUACAAGAACACCAUUGCAAAUGGCUGUUUCUUCGACAUCGCGGCACGUUUGGCUCGAUAUACUGGCAAUGAGACUUACGCUGAAUGGGCCACUAAAUCCUGGAAUUGGGCCAAGGCCGUCGGAUUGAUCACGUCGGACUACCAAAUAUUUGAUGGAACGACGGAUGCCAGCAAUUGCACUUCCUAUGAUAGAACUCGUUGGUCAUAUACUGCUGGGAUUUAUCUUCAUGGUGCCUCCGUGAUGUAUAACUAUACCUCUUCACUUACAACCAACGCAACUUCAGCUAAUUCAUCUUCAGCCUCCACAUGGAAAACUCGGCUGGAUGCACUGCUCUCGAAAACCAAUUUUCUUUUCUCGACAAACGAGUCCAGUCUUCAUGUCAUGUACGAGCCUCCAUGCGAGCUCACAGGUAGUUGUAACACGGAUCAAUUAUCAUUCAAGGCCUACCUAUCGCGAUGGAUGGCCGAUGUCACACAACUUGCACCGUACACAUACAACACCAUCAUGAUCAAAAUGCGAGCCACCGCGCAAGCUGCGGUUGCCCAGUGCCAGGGUGGAACCACUGGCACCUUCUGUGGCUUUAGCUGGUCAAGUGGCAAUUACGAUGGAACAACUGGUGUUGGUCAGCAAAUGGGGGUUCUGGAGGUUCUACAGGGACUCCUUUCUGCUAAUGUCAAUGCCCCCGUCACGGCUACUACAGGCGGAACGAGUGAAGGCAAUAGUGCCGCUGGAACUGAGUCGGACAAAACUACGGCAGUACAAUACUCUGCGAUUACUACAGGUGAUAGGGCAGGGGCGUCGAUAGUGACUGCGAUCGUGGUUGGUCUGAUAUUAUCCGCGGUCUAUAUGAUGGUGACUUGA